Messenger RNA from Anopheles nili, 2702 nucleotides. Its product is annotated as peroxidase-like. Gene Ontology annotation, biological process: response to oxidative stress. The transcript has 5 exons. The coding region runs from base 462 to 2231 and encodes 589 amino acids. NCBI's taxonomy places the organism in Eukaryota, Metazoa, Arthropoda, Insecta, Diptera, Culicidae. Gene Ontology annotation, molecular function: heme binding; peroxidase activity. The record is from RefSeq and is a predicted model, not a curated record.
UUCGAAACGACAAGUACAAAGUAUCCUACAGGUUACAGUGGAGGUGAAAGCUGUUACCAAUUGAAAUAUCAAAAUUCAUCAAUGGAAACACUGAAAAGUAAUUCAAUAUAAUGAUGAUGAUUUGUACGCUCUUAGUCCAUAGAUGCUGAUCGUCACACGAGAACAAUUGAGAAUAGUGUGUUGGAAAUUUUUAAUUUUCAUAUGAAAUAUUGAGGGAUGAAGAAGAAGGCAUGGUUUUGUUACUAGGUGGUCUAUUUUCAUUCAAUGACGCGUAUUGUAUUUUCAAAUAUUGCUUUAUAGCAUAGGCAUUCAUUUUGCAUACAAUAAAUAUAGGUAUUUUAAGAGAUAAAGCCAGUAUUGUAUCUUUUUUGCAAACCCGGGUGAUAUAAAAGAACGCUCUCCGAGGGAAUCGAAGCAAUGCAGACCAGAUAGCUCUUCUUAGAGGAUCCAGGAUCUGCAUUAUGUGUGUUCUCGUGUGCGUGCUCCUCGUAGUGGCCCUUACCGGGCAAGGUGCUUUAGGACAGUGUGAUGCCAAUACCCCAUACCGUACGUUUGACGGCUCCUGUAAUAACCUGCAGAACCCAUCGUGGGGAUCGGCCAACACACCCUACGGACGAUUGCUCCCGGCGGAGUAUGGAGAUGGUUUAUCAACGCCUCGUCGAUCGAAAACCGGAGUAGAUCUUCCUCCAGCUCGAUUGCUUUCGUUGUCAAUGUUCACAGAACCGAACGUGCUCGAUCCCCGGAUGUCAUUGGUGAACAUGCAAUUUGGUCAGCUCGUGGCACAUGAUAUGGGACUGCGUGCUGGAAGCUCUGAUGCAGUAUCCUGCUGUCAAAAUGGAAGAGUCGUUUCAUCUCCUGGUAGACGAUGCUUUCCCAUCCCCGUGUUGCCGAACGAUCCUGUCUUAUCUCCCGCUGGAAUACAGUGCUUGGAUCUAGUGCGCACUUUGAACACCUGUGACGUUAACCCCGCGAAUUGCGUCAAUCGGCAAGCACAACAGUUGAACGCAGCCACUUCAUUUUUAGAUCUUUCUGUUGUCUACGGAAACAGUGCAACACAGAACUCCCAAUUACGUGCAUUCGUUGGUGGCCGAAUGAAGGUUGAUAACCGCAACGGAACUGACUGGCCUCCGAGGCAUCCUCAAGCAGCUAGUGCUUGCACACUGAAAAGCUCAGCUGACUCUUGCUACUUAACCGGUGAUGAACGCAGCAACAUUACACCGGAACUUACCAUCUUGCACAUUGCUUUUCUGCGAGAACACAACAGAAUCGCCCGACAGCUUCAGCUAUCGCAUUCUCUGUGGAACGAUGAAAAAAUCUUCCAAGAGGCACGGCGAAUCAACAUUGCACAGUAUCAACACAUUGUCUACAAUGAAUGGUUGCCAUUCUUCCUCAAUCCAGACCUGAUGAGCCAACGUGGAUUGCUACUGCGUACUCGAGAUUACGUCAAUGACUACACAUCGACCAUUAAUCCAACCGUAUUAAACGCUCACGCAAACGGAGCGUUCAGAUACUUCCAUUCCUCCAUAAUGGGUAGUUUAAGUCUCCACCAGGAAUCUAGAGCAUACAACGGUGCGAUCAACAUCAAUGACCAUAUGUUCAACCCAACAAUAUUGGAGCGUAACGACGGUUAUGCGUUGUUGACCCGAGGCAUGACCACACAAGCGAUGGGUCGUAACGAUUGGAACUAUGAUGCUGAAAUCAAACACUUCCUCUUCCGCUCCAAUAGCUUUUUUGGUACGGACCUAAAGGCGUUAGAUAUUCAGCGUAGUCGCGAUCACGGAAUUGCGGGCUACAAUGCCUUCCGUCAGUAUUGCGGUCUUGGACGAGCCACUCGUUGGGAGGAUUUCGUUGAACUACGUGGUCCAAGGGAUAUACAAAUGCUCAACAACCUUUACCGUACGGUGGAUGACGUGGAUCUAACUGUUUCUGAAUUCUUUGAAAGACAUAUUCCGGGAACCCAGGCUGGUCCAACCUAUCACUGUAUUUUGAUGGAACAAUUCCUUCGUACGCGCCGUGGCGAUCGUUUCUUCUUUGAGAAUGGCAACACACCUGGAGCCUUUACUCCACCACAGCUAAACGAAAUUCGGAAGGCUAGCAUGGCGCGCAUAUUGUGUGAUAACACACCUGGAGUAGUGCAAAUGCAACGACGCGCCUUCCAACAGAUUGCAAAUGAUGUCAAUCCAUUAGUACCCUGCAACAUGCUGCCUCCACUAGAAGCACGUUUGUGGUGAACAUACAACACCACACCAUAAAAUUGGAUUUAUUGAUGAAGAUGAGAAAAAUAUAUUUGAAGUCAGUUAUUGAAACAAUCUUUAAAGAUUAAGCUGCAGAUAAAAUUGCAACAUGCUGGUAAAAUUGCCUCACUUUCAGAUUUGCUUGUAGAGCAGACAUGGUCUACCCACAUCCUGCUGACAGGGCCAGCUGAUCAAGCUUUCAUUUUCCCGUUUACAUGAACAACAUAGCCAGUAUUCUCAUCGUGCACUUAUAGUUCAUUAUAGUACAACCAUACCUGUUCUCCUAGAUAAAUGUUCUAGUAAUGCGUAUGCAACUUCCACAGCUCUAAUCUUAGAAUAAUGUUGAAAGCCUUUUUGAAGUAAACUAAGAGGUAAAGCGUAGGAAUCUAAUUUAUCGCCCUUUUUGAGAGAAUAAGUGAUGAUGUUACCUUUGUUGAUUUACUACUCAACCACAUUGUUAAAUAGCAA